Lagopus muta (rock ptarmigan) is the source of this 5090-nucleotide messenger RNA. It is a transcript of the gene GFPT1, whose product is annotated as glutamine--fructose-6-phosphate transaminase 1. Gene Ontology annotation, biological process: UDP-N-acetylglucosamine metabolic process; carbohydrate derivative biosynthetic process; protein N-linked glycosylation. The record is from RefSeq and is a predicted model, not a curated record. The transcript is spliced from 20 exons. NCBI's taxonomy places the organism in Eukaryota, Metazoa, Chordata, Aves, Galliformes, Phasianidae. Bases 105 to 2270 code for a protein of 721 amino acids. Gene Ontology annotation, molecular function: L-glutamine:D-fructose-6-phosphate transaminase (isomerizing) activity; carbohydrate derivative binding.
CGCGGGAUGUGCGCAUGCGAUCUGCGCGCCCGCGGUGGCGGGGGGCGGGCGGGGCGGCCCCGGCUGAGCAGUGAGCGGCAGCACGGAUCGGAGUAGCGCGCAGCAUGUGCGGCAUAUUUGCUUACCUGAACUACCAUGUUCCCCGGACAAGAAGAGAGAUUCUGGAGACCCUUAUCAAAGGUCUCCAGCGGUUGGAGUACCGUGGUUAUGACUCUGCAGGUGUGGGAAUCGAUGGUGGCAAUGACAAAGACUGGGAAGCUAAUGCUUGCAAAAUCCAGCUUAUCAAACAGAAGGGGAAAGUGAAGGCUCUGGAUGAAGAGGUGCACAAGCAGCAGGACAUGGAUCUCGACAUUGAGUUUGAUGUGCAUCUUGGAAUCGCGCAUACCCGUUGGGCUACCCAUGGAGAGCCCAAUCCAAUCAACAGCCACCCGCAGCGCUCGGAUAAAAACAACGGUGAGAAUGUUUGCUUGGCAUCUGGCUUUCUGGGACACCUAAAACGUCACAGGGAAGGGUGGCUUGAGUUCAUCGUCAUCCACAAUGGCAUCAUCACCAACUACAAAGACCUGAGAAAAUUCCUGGAGAGCAAGGGCUAUGACUUUGAGUCAGAGACGGACACAGAGAGCAUUGCCAAACUGGUGAAGUAUAUGUAUGACAACCGAGACAGCGACGACAUCAGCUUCACCACCCUGGUGGAGAGAGUCAUCCAGCAGCUGGAAGGUGCUUUUGCCCUUGUAUUCAAAAGUGUUCAUUAUCCUGGUCAAGCAGUUGGUACAAGGCGAGGCAGUCCUCUGCUCAUAGGAGUGCGCAGUGAGCACAAGCUCUCCACUGACCACAUCCCCAUCUUGUACCGUACAGCUGUACAGUCUAUGGAUCAUUCUUUUGAUGGAAUAUCCAUAAAUGUGGAGGAAGGUAAGGAUAAGAAGGGAAGCUGCAACCUGUCUCGUGUGGACAGCACCACCUGCCUCUUCCCUGUUGAGGAGAAAGCUGUGGAAUACUACUUUGCUUCUGAUGCUAGCGCUGUCAUUGAGCAUACCAACAGAGUGAUUUUCCUUGAGGAUGAUGAUGUAGCAGCUGUGGUUGAUGGCCGUCUCUCCAUCCACCGGAUCAAACGUACAGCAGGCGAUCACCCUGGGCGUGCCGUGCAAACCUUGCAGAUGGAGCUUCAACAGAUUAUGAAGGGUAACUUCAGCUCGUUCAUGCAAAAGGAGAUUUUUGAGCAGCCAGAAUCCGUUGUUAAUACCAUGAGAGGAAGGGUCAACUUUGAUGACUACACUGUGAAUCUUGGUGGCUUGAAGGAUCACAUUAAGGAGAUUCAGAGGUGUCGUCGUCUAAUCCUUAUUGCCUGCGGGACGAGUUACCAUGCUGGAGUUGCAACCCGUCAGGUUCUGGAAGAACUGACUGAAUUACCUGUGAUGGUUGAACUAGCCAGUGAUUUCCUGGAUAGAAACACUCCUGUCUUUAGAGAUGAUGUUUGCUUUUUCAUCAGCCAGUCAGGUGAGACAGCAGAUACUUUGAUGGGUCUUCGGUACUGCAAAGAGAGAGGAGCCUUAACUGUAGGCAUAACCAACACAGUUGGCAGCUCUAUAUCACGGGAGACAGAUUGUGGAGUCCAUAUCAAUGCAGGACCAGAGAUAGGGGUUGCCAGUACCAAGGCCUAUACCAGCCAGUUUGUCUCUUUGGUGAUGUUUGCUCUCAUGAUGUGUGAUGACAGAAUUUCUAUGCAAGAAAGACGCAAGGAAAUCAUGCGUGGUCUCAAAGGACUGCCAGACUUGAUUAAAGAAGUGCUGAGUAUGGAUGAUGAGAUCCAGAAGCUGGCCACAGAGCUGUACCAUCAGAAGUCUGUUCUUAUCAUGGGACGUGGCUACCACUAUGCUACAUGUCUAGAAGGAGCUUUGAAAAUUAAAGAAAUUACCUAUAUGCACUCUGAAGGGAUAUUGGCAGGUGAGCUGAAGCAUGGCCCUCUUGCACUGGUGGACAAACUCAUGCCUGUUAUCAUGAUCAUCAUGAGAGACCAUACGUAUGCAAAGUGCCAGAAUGCUCUCCAGCAGGUCAUUGCACGACAAGGACGACCUGUUAUCAUUUGUGACAAGGAAGACAUUGAGACUAUUAAGAAUAAUAAGAGAACAAUCAAAGUUCCCCAUUCUGUGGACUGCCUGCAGGGUAUCCUGAGUGUUAUCCCCCUUCAGCUUCUGGCUUUUCACCUUGCGGUUCUCAGAGGAUAUGAUGUUGAUUUUCCAAGAAAUCUGGCCAAGUCCGUAACUGUAGAGUGAAAGAUCAACUGAAUCAUAGGGGCAAAGGGGAAUUAAUUGAAAGACUCUUUUUGGUACCAAAAUAACUUGAUUUUAAAGUCCCCUAGGUAAAUCUUAUUUUGGUAAUUGAUUGUUUGUGUACAAGAUCACUGUAAUUCCAUUACAUUAGUGAUUGUCAAAUUGAUUCCACAUGCUAUGCCAAUAGCCUUGGGUUUUUUGAACAAUAGAUUUCCAUGGAAGCUAUUAAAUGGUUUUCUUUAAAGAUUACUGAGUCUUCUAGGUAAAGGGCCCUCCACUAUACUUUCAGAUACUGCCAUUGUUUCUUACCAAGUGUGGCUCACUCCAGCUGUUGGUGAGAAGCCAAUUCAAUGCAUUACCUGUCAUGCUCUCAGACAGUGAUAGCAGAGUAUACAACUGGAACAGGAGCUGCUGCUGGUCAUGGUCAUGUUUGUGCAGGUAUUUUAACAGUGGGAGAAACUGUAAAAGAGCAUUUGGGUCAAUUUCUGCCUCAUCCAUAAAAGGGGAUUCAACUGACCUGUAUCAGUUUCUUAAGCUUUAGGCAUGUGGUAAAUGUGCUGAAGAAGUAAUGUUGCUUCAGAAAGAUGUUAUCUAUGCCAAAUACCUAGCAGCUGACAAUCUCAUAGAGCUGGGCCAUGACACACCAUGUGACACGGUGGAAAUCACACCUUCAAAUGCAAGUGGAAGCAGUGUCUGGCUCAGCACCAUGGAUGCCUACCAAAAAAAAGGACAGGGAACAGUGCUCAGUUGGUGAUGAUGUUUAUUUUGUUGGCUUUUAAUUUGUUUUUAAACAAGCAGCCCUCUUCCUGUGUUGUGGGAUGAAGGUUUUCCCUCAGAGCUGUAGCGCUGCAAAGAGAUCAUAAGGAAUGGGCUUUAUUUUGCUGCAGGUCACUUAGUGGUUUCUGCCUUCUGUCCUUCGAACAGAGACAGCACUAAAUCUCUCUCUGUGAGGCUUGCUGUGUUAUAGAGUCCUGUAAGUGCACGGGUUCUGGUUUAUUAAGGAGCAGUUCAUAUGGUUGCAGUGUCAUAUGUGAUUGUGUCAAAUUGAGCUGGUGUAAAAUUGGUGGAUAUAUAACUUGAUAGCCACAAAAUAAGAACAUUGAUAAUGAUUAUUUAGCAAGUUUGCAGAAGUUAUGCAGAAAAUAUGCCUUCAAGAUGUUGAACAAGUCAUUAAGGGGCAGUUAACAUAGUGUUUCCUAAUGCAAAAAGGUGAAUUCCUACUAGCCUGGUGGGUUUUGAAUUAGCUUUAUAUAUGCAAAAGCAUAGUACAAGGCAGAAAGCAAUGCUUGCUAAGUCCUGGUGAAUAUUUUGAAGUUCUGCCCCUGGAAAACUGCUUUAACAAAUACAGUGUUUGGGGACCAUCCAUUACCAUUAAAACUCAGCUCUGGUGGAUGAUUUUCAACAGAAGAGGACUGCUCAGACGAAGUGUUUCCAAAGACAGUGGCAAUUCUGCUUUAUACUGAACCGCAGUAACCUGUUUGACUUCAGUUCAUAAUCAGCCUGAGGCUGUUUUGUUAUGUUAAUGAGUAAAAUGCUGCGUGCCUGGAAACUUUGUCGAAGCCAACCUAUGUAUGUUUAUUAAUAUUGUGUUCAGACUACUAAUUUAUGAAUGCAUUGUGUUGCCAGCAUAGGAAGUGUUGCAUUGUAGUUGUACAGCAGUUGCUUAUGAGGUGCUGACUCCUACUCUGUGCCUCUGCCUAGGCAUGACCAGUAGACUGCUCUUCUUUGAAAGGGUGUAAUUCUCCCAGAGGAACAGCAGACUAUUUGUGUUCAGUGCUCACAGUCUUGGGGGCAGCUCCUCUUCCUGCUGCCACUCACCUUAUUAAGGGAAGCUGUGAACCUUGGGCAUGGAGGCUGGGAGCCAGGGAAGGUUCUCCCAUUGCCCAGCAUAAGGACAGGCAGUACCACACCCUGUGUUCUCAUUAGCAUGAGGUCUGAUGGGAAAGAACUUGCAAGAGAAUGGUUUGAAGAUCUGUUUCUCCUAUUCCAUUCAGAAGAAAAGCACCAAGCAUUGCUUUUAGCUUGCCUUGUGCAGAUAAUGGUCUGCCAGCUCACUCCUGGAAGACAGAGUGGUUGACAUGGCAGUCAGGGUGGUUAGCCUCACAAAAUGCAGAUUGCUGUUUGGUAGAAGGUUGGUAAUGUGGGCUGUUAAAUACUUGUGGAAGCUGUGUACAAAGAGGACCAAAGAACAGGAUUCUAAAUGAAAAAUGUAAUGAAUCUGACACUCUCCUGUUGGAUGUAACUGUACAGAUAUUGCUGAGCUCUUUGGUUUUAAUGCUGUGAUAGACAAAUCCUUAUUCUCUGUAAGUCUCCACAACAGAUUCUUCAUUUGUCUGAAGUAAGGUAGUAUUCACCCACUGCAUCCUGCAGGAUUGCCAGCAAACUGCCUCAAGUGUACAAACUGCCAAAACAAAGGUGUAGAACGUGCAGGUAGGAUGUUGUCAUGCUUCAACGGAGGACACUUGCUAGGAAGAAUUUCCUUGAUGAGCAUGGUAGGGAAUCCGUAAAGCAUCUCAUUGUUAAUUGCCAUGCCAGUGUGAAGUCAGAUUGUAUAAAGGACUCUUCCUAGCUUUCCUUACCUCAUUUUGUGUAGAUGUGUUGUGUUUUGAUGAACAGAUGGUAUUUCUCUCUUUCCCUAGAGGACUUUUAGAAUGUCUUGUGAUAUUUAUUAACAGCAGUCAGUCUUCUACUCUCCAGAAUGAAUGUUUUGCUUACUGAGCCAGUCCAACUCCCUCCUCCUGAUGGAGGUGUGCAGACAUCCAGCAGCUCUUCACUAAAAUCCAGCCAUGGGUAAACACCAAUAAAGCCUUUUCUCAUUUUGCA